Messenger RNA from Neopelma chrysocephalum (saffron-crested tyrant-manakin), 2984 nucleotides. RefSeq names its product CCCTC-binding factor (gene CTCF). Gene Ontology annotation, molecular function: RNA polymerase II transcription regulatory region sequence-specific DNA binding; DNA-binding transcription factor activity, RNA polymerase II-specific. The record is from RefSeq and is a predicted model, not a curated record. Gene Ontology annotation, biological process: regulation of transcription by RNA polymerase II. Gene Ontology annotation, cellular component: nucleus. NCBI's taxonomy places the organism in Eukaryota, Metazoa, Chordata, Aves, Passeriformes, Pipridae. Bases 553 to 2805 code for a protein of 750 amino acids. The transcript has 14 exons.
UUAUGUUUCAGGUCGUGUUAACAUUCAGGUAACUGUAGACUGAACAACUCAGUUUGGGUGUCUAAUGUAAAUUAAAGCCAAAGUGAAGUUUUCCUCAGUAUUAUAAGAACUUGGAAACUGUAAAAUCUAAUUACUUUUCAAUGUGGUUCUUAACAGGUGAAAACAGAAGUAGUGCAGAGGCAGCUCAUGAGAAUGGCGCAGAUAUCGUGCAUUGGCUUAGGGGACGUCUGUGAUAGAAUGGACUCACGAAGAAUUAUUCUCUGACUGUCCCCACAGGGAAGGUGAUUAACUAUUGGAUUAUGAUAUGAAGAGCAGUCCUGUAUUUCUUAAUCUCUUAACAUCUUUGAAUCAAGAUUGUGGAAAAAAAAAAUCUGAAAAUUGCUUCAGCCUGCUGCAAGGAUGGAAGAAGUUAGUGUUAUCCAGCAUUCCUGCUGAGUAUAUCACUUACUGCCACUUCUGAUCUUUGAAGAGAGAUUUAUCGCUUCCUGUGGCAAUACUGAAUACUCAAAAGAGGGUGUUCUGACCUCAAGAGCUGCAUGAAGAAUAGCCAGCAUGAAGAGAACAAAUCAGUCCAGGCAGAAGUGCAGAAGCAACAAGAACAUAAAUCAGGAAGGUGAAAUGGAAGGUGAGGCAGUCGAAGCUAUUGUGGAGGAAUCAGAAACUUUCAUUAAGGGAAAAGAGAGGAAAACCUAUCAAAGACGCCGUGAAGGCGGGCAAGAGGAUGAUGCUUGUCACCUACCGCCAAACCAAGCAGAUGGAGGUGAAGUAGUGCAGGACGUCAGCAGUGGGGUGCAGAUGGUGAUGAUGGAUCAGCUGGAUCCAACUCUUCUUCAAAUGAAGACUGAAGUAAUGGAAGGUGCAGUGCCUCAAGAAACUGAGGCUACAGUGGAUGACACACAGAUCAUAACACUUCAGGUUGUUAAUAUGGAAGAGCAGCCUAUAAACCUUGGUGAGCUUCAGCUGGUCCAAGUACCUGUACCAGUGACUGUACCUGUUGCCACCACGUCUGUGGAAGAACUGCAGGGAGCUUAUGAAAAUGAGGUUUCCAAAGCAGGCCUGCAAGAGGGGGAGCCCAUGAUCUGUCACACCCUCCCUUUACCAGAAGGCUUCCAAGUAGUGAAAGUGGGUGCAAAUGGUGAGGUGGAGACACUGGAACAAGGUGAUCUUCAGCCACAGGAAGAUCCCAAUUGGCAGAAAGAUCCAGACUAUCAACCACCAGCCAAAAAAACAAAGAAAAACAAAAAGAGUAAGCUUCGCUACACUGAGGAAGGCAAAGAUGUGGAUGUGUCUGUGUAUGACUUUGAAGAGGAGCAGCAGGAGGGUUUGUUGUCCGAGGUUAAUGCAGAAAAGGUGGUGGGCAAUAUGAAGCCACCUAAACCAACAAAAAUUAAAAAGAAAGGUGUAAAGAAGACAUUCCAGUGUGAACUGUGCAGUUACACUUGUCCCCGUCGUUCCAACCUGGACCGCCACAUGAAAAGCCACACUGACGAAAGACCACACAAGUGCCAUCUCUGUGGCAGGGCUUUCCGGACAGUCACGUUGCUGAGGAACCACCUCAACACUCACACAGGUACUCGCCCUCACAAGUGCCCAGACUGCGACAUGGCCUUUGUGACCAGUGGAGAGUUGGUUCGGCAUCGCCGCUACAAACAUACCCACGAGAAACCCUUCAAGUGUUCCAUGUGUGAUUAUGCCAGUGUGGAGGUUAGCAAAUUGAAACGCCACAUUCGCUCUCACACUGGGGAGCGCCCGUUCCAGUGCAGCUUGUGCAGCUAUGCCAGCAGGGACACCUACAAACUGAAGAGGCACAUGAGGACCCACUCCGGAGAGAAGCCAUAUGAAUGUUACAUCUGCCACGCUCGCUUCACUCAGAGCGGUACCAUGAAGAUGCACAUUUUGCAGAAGCACACGGAGAAUGUGGCCAAAUUCCACUGUCCUCACUGUGAUACUGUCAUAGCGAGAAAGAGUGACUUGGGUGUCCACUUGCGGAAGCAGCAUUCCUACAUCGAGCAGGGCAAGAAGUGUCGCUACUGCGACGCCGUGUUCCACGAGCGCUAUGCCCUCAUCCAGCACCAGAAGUCCCACAAGAACGAGAAGCGCUUCAAGUGUGACCAGUGUGAUUAUGCGUGCAGACAGGAGCGACACAUGGUCAUGCACAAACGGACCCACACUGGAGAAAAGCCUUAUGCCUGUAGCCAUUGUGACAAAACCUUCCGCCAGAAGCAGCUCCUCGACAUGCACUUCAAACGAUACCACGAUCCCACCUUUGUCCCUGCUGCCUUUGUCUGUUCCAAGUGCGGCAAAACGUUCACUCGCAGGAACACAAUGGCCAGACAUGCUGAUAACUGCUCUGGCCUAGAUGGUGGGGAAGGAGAGAAUGGAGGAGAGACAAAGAAGGGCAAACGUGGCCGAAAGAGAAAGAUGCGGUCUAAGAAAGAAGAUUCCUCUGAUAGUGAGGAAAAUGCUGAACCAGAUUUGGAUGAUAAUGAAGAUGAGGAGGAGACUGCAGUAGAAAUUGAGGCUGAACCAGAAGUUGAGCAAGAGGCUCCUGCACCACCUCCCAGUAAGAAACGAAGAGGGAGACCACCAGGCAAAGCUGCCACCCAACCAAAACAAUCCCAGCCUGCAGCAAUCAUUCAGGUUGAAGACCAGCACACUGGUGAAAUUGAAAAUAUUAUAGUUGAAGUGAAGAAAGAGCCUGAUGCAGAAACAGCAGAGGAAGAGGAGGAAGCUCAGCCUCCUGUAGUGGAAGCUCCCAAUGGAGACCUCACCCCUGAGAUGAUUCUCAGCAUGAUGGACCGGUGAUGGAGGAAGACCACGCUGGCUGACUGAACUGGCCUGGGCUGUGUUUAAGCGGCUCAAAUCUAUUUUUCCUUUUAUCUUUUUUCUUGGCUUUGGGAAAUGCAUCAUUUUAGACCAUUUUACCAGACAUACUGGGAAAAAAAAAAAACAAACGAUGUUAGAAUGUGAUUUAACUAGAACUU